AUGGGCUGCGCACCAUCAAAGCAUACGAUGGGGAAGAAGUUGAAAAAUGGGCGGAAGCAGGACGUUCAAAUCGGUUGGCCAACAGACUUCCACCAUAAUUCGCUUUCAUACCCAUCAACAGUGUGUGUCGAUUGCGAUCUACCGUCUCGCACAUUGCUUGCAUCGUUAGGAAACACCGACAUGCUGAGCUGCAACUGCAAUGAUCCGGAUAGCCAAACCCUCGACUUCAAGCUGGAUUUAGAACCAAUGUCACCAAUUAGCUUAUCACCGAAGCCAAAGGCGCCUCUCCCAACUAGCUACAAUUUCCCGCUCGGUUUCGAUCAUGUUAGUAGAGAUUCGAAUAAAGCUUACGACUAUUACAACGAAGAAUAUGACGAAUAUGGCGGAGAGGAAGAAACUACCCCGCUCCAUUUGCAGCACAGGAGAUAUGCAUCUUUUUCCUCCGGGAAGUGGCCGUGGAAAGCCGACCAUAAUGUUGUGGUUACUACACAAGAAGUUUCGAGCACUAGAUCUAACUCGUACGCUUCGAGAUCACGGUCGUACGCCUCGAGCCAUUGCCUAAGAUCUGCCUACGAAGCCGACAUCCGCGAUAGGGACACCGAUGCAGAUACAUUUGUUGAUCACUAUGUCGAUGAUGCCGCUUCUACUCUAGUUUCGACACACUUACCAGAAGUCCAGUCUUUUGAAUUCCCUUCUACACUUGGAAGCGAAAGCUUUGGCCCAAAACUCUUGAUUCGGGAGCGGCUACCAUUCGAGACGUUGAACCAAAGUAGUCCUGAUUUACACUCCGCCUGCGCAAGAACCUCGCAGCGAGUUUCAAAAGAUCAGGUUAAAGUCAUUAGAAUCCGGGGUUCUAGGUCCACCAACUGGAUAUAA
Messenger RNA from Orbilia oligospora ATCC 24927, 876 nucleotides. RefSeq lists its product as uncharacterized. Bases 1 to 876 code for a protein of 291 amino acids. NCBI's taxonomy places the organism in Eukaryota, Fungi, Ascomycota, Orbiliomycetes, Orbiliales, Orbiliaceae. The record is from RefSeq and is a predicted model, not a curated record. The transcript has 2 exons.